AUGCUCAAAUGUAGCAUCGACCUGGAAGUGGACAUGGCAACAGUGCAACCUUUGACUACAAAUACCUUUUCUCCGCGAAUCACCGACAAAGGCAAAGGAGUCUUUGAACUUGAGGGUUGCGUGGAUGAAAUUCAGGUGCUGACCUGUUCUGACCCUUCUGCAGCGAUGACCAUUGGCCCUCGAGACUAUUCUGGGAACAAUGGCACUGUCAGGUGUCGCAAUCUCGGGUUUUACACAGACAGUGAGCGGUUACUCGACGGCAAAAAAUACAAGGUUUACUGCACUAGUAUACCUACUAUUACUUCUACUACUACUACUACGAUUAGCUCUACAUCCUCUACAAGUGUUACAACUACUGCUCUCACUACGAUUGCAUCUACGACCACUACUGCUAUCCCUUCUACUUUAACUACUUUCGAUACCACCACCGUUGCACUCGGGUCUGAAAUACCUUCAGCUCCUACUUUAAAUACUACGACUGAUGACCUUAUAACAAAUGAGAGUUUGGUCACUUCCAGCACUAUGACUGACAACACCACACCGGUUACUGACAGCACUACUGACAUCGCGGGCGCUGCUGACAACAACGGUACGUCGGACAACAGUAAGUAUACGUUUUAUGAAAUAGCAAGAGAAUACAAGGUUAUUCCCUCUUCCACGGUUCGCGCAGGGAAUGACGUCACCGCCAGUGGAAUCGGUGGAUACAGACGUAAAGGUAUUUGA
Messenger RNA from Penaeus vannamei (Pacific white shrimp), 723 nucleotides. The record is from RefSeq and is a predicted model, not a curated record. NCBI's taxonomy places the organism in Eukaryota, Metazoa, Arthropoda, Malacostraca, Decapoda, Penaeidae.